This is a messenger RNA of Psammomys obesus (fat sand rat), 2061 nucleotides long. It is a transcript of the gene Trib3, whose product is annotated as tribbles pseudokinase 3. The coding region runs from base 206 to 1273 and encodes 355 amino acids. The record is from RefSeq and is a predicted model, not a curated record. Gene Ontology annotation, biological process: positive regulation of proteasomal ubiquitin-dependent protein catabolic process; protein phosphorylation; regulation of MAP kinase activity. Gene Ontology annotation, cellular component: nucleus. Lineage: Eukaryota; Metazoa; Chordata; Mammalia; Rodentia; Muridae. Gene Ontology annotation, molecular function: ATP binding; mitogen-activated protein kinase kinase binding; protein kinase activity. The transcript has 4 exons.
CAGGUUUACAUCAGCCGGGCGGGGAUGGGAGCCUGCCUCCCCGGGCCGCGGCUCUGCAGCAGCGGAAGCGGCUGCCGCCGAGGACGCGGACGCUGGGUCUGGCCCGGGCGUGCUCGGGACUCCGCGAUCUGCUCAGCGAGGGGGGCCGCGGUCCACGUGCGCGGGCGCUGGCGGCUCCGAGACCCGAGAGGAACCCCAAGACAAGAUGCGAGGCGCCCCUCCGGUUGCUUCUGCUGGUGCUUCAUGCAGGAAGAAACCGUUGGAGUUCGAGGACAACAACGUCGACACGGAGGGUCCAGUCCUAAAACGAGUGAGAGGUGGGCUCGAGCCUGGGCCGCCUCCCAGCCUGCUGCCCCCCAGCCCACCUCCUACCUCAGACUUAUCACCGGCUGUGGCCCCGGCAACGCGGCUGGGGCCCUACGUCCUUUUGGAACGGGAGCAAGGCAGCUGCGCGUUUCGGGCCCUGCACUGCCCCACAGGCACAGAGUACACCUGCAAGGUGUACCCUGCCAGCGAUGCCCAGUCGGUGCUGGCACCCUAUGCACGUCUGCCCACCCACCAGCAUGUGGCCCGUCCCACAGACGUCCUGCUUGGCACUCAGUUCCUCUAUACCUUCUUCACAAAGACCCACGGCGAUUUGCACAGUUUGGUGCGCAGCCGGCGCGGUGUCCCUGAGCCGGAGGCCGUUGCACUCUUCCGGCAGAUGGCUACUGCAGUGGCACACUGCCACCAGCAUGGGCUUGUCUUGCGAGACCUCAAGCUGCGUCGCUUUGUCUUCAGCAACUGUGAGAGGACAAAGCUGGUGCUUGAGAACCUGGAGGAUGCCUGUGUGGUGACUGGACCAGAUGACUCUCUGUGGGACAAGCAUGCUUGCCCUGCCUACGUGGGACCAGAGAUACUCAGCUCCCGGCCAUCCUACUCCGGCAAAGCAGCUGAUGUCUGGAGCCUGGGCGUGGCACUCUUCACCAUGCUAGCUGGUCACUACCCUUUCCAGGACUCUGAGCCAGCACUGCUCUUUGGCAAGAUCCGUAGAGGGACCUUUGCCCUACCAGAGGGCCUGUCAGCCCCAGCUCGCUGCCUGAUCCGAUGUCUCCUCCGGAAGGAGCCUUUAGAGCGGCUAGUGGCCCCCAGCAUCCUGCUCCAUCCCUGGUUGAGGGAGGAUCACAGCCACAUCUCUUCUCCUCAGUCUGGCCGCUGGGAGACCGACCAGGUGGUCCCAGAAGGCCCAGGGCUGGAGGAGGUUGAGGAAGGGGAGCUAGGACUGUAUGGCUAGGCCACCUUACUGGCCCUUUAGCUGUAAGCUGUAAGUUGAGUACAAGCUUUCUCCUGCCUCUUUGGGCCAAGCUAAACCUUAAGUGCCCUUUUGGAGGAAGAAACUGCCAAUGUGCCCCAAGCAUUCCUGUAUUCUCCCACAGGCAUUGCAGGGUGAUGCUCGCUGGGUGCCAAGCCCUGUUCUAGGUGCUGGGAACAGCAAACAACAAGGGGGAGAAAAAUACCUUGCUGGUCCAGUUGCCACAGUGCCAUGAGCUCCCAGGCCAGCAUCUGCUGUCAGCCCUCGGCGCAUUGCAUACCAGGGUUGGUUCUCUGGGCUGGUACUAGGCUUCUGUUCACAAGACAGUCUCCUUCAUCAGUGCCCCAGCUGCCUUCUAUCGUGUGCCUUUAAACAAGGGGAACAUCUCUGUGCCAAAGACCAAAGUCCUCAUUCACCCUGUGCCUCAGGACCACAAGUCAGGCCAGGAGAAGAUUGUGCUGCUGGGCUGUGGCCUCCAGGCAGAACCUGCUUGAAGACCUAGCCCAGGAUUUAAGCCGAAAGGAUGAGACUCCACAAGCGAGGCGCCUGACUCACGGAAUGGUGUGGAAUGAGGAUCUAGUUCACACUGGUAGCCUUCAACUGGCGCACCAAGGUUGGAGGGCAAGGACCAGGCAGGGACCGUCCUCCUGCCAUAAAGUCUCAGGCCCUGUUCUGGGGACUCUUCAUACCGGUAUGAUGGCUCUUGUUUGGCUGUGUAUGUGUUUUCACUGUGUGCCUAAUAAAAGAGAGCUGUGUAGUUCUGUAUGUCA